Molecule: messenger RNA, 996 nt
Organism: Serinus canaria (Common canary)
Lineage: Eukaryota; Metazoa; Chordata; Aves; Passeriformes; Fringillidae
Gene: SMIM18
Product: small integral membrane protein 18
Exons: 2
Coding region: 333-629 (98 amino acids)
Source: RefSeq, a predicted model, not a curated record
CCCGGCACAAAGCAGAGCCGGGUCGUGGCCAACCUCUGCUAACCAGCUCAUCCCACCCCAAAAAACAGGAACAGGGAGGCGUUUGCUUCUCAUUCCAGACAGUAAGAGUCACAUUUAUGAAUGAUUUACUCCUGGGGUUGAGGGCUCGAUGCAAAUGAGCACAAAGGAAGUUGUCAGCAGCACCGUGCUCUGGCCAAUGGAAGGAAAGCUCCAUCUUAGCUGUGCCAUAGGCUGCACUAAAAAAAGGGACCAGAACGGCGCUCUCUCAGCAUCCUUUCACACAAGAGCUCCCAAAUCUCUGCCAGUGAGCAUACUCAGACAGCUCCUCGAGAAUGGCAACCCUCAACAGCACCCACUGGAAUGAGACUACUACAUCCAUUUCCCAGUACCUGGGCUUCCAAGUGCAAAAAAUCUACCCUUUCCAUGACAACUGGAACACUGCCUGCUUUGUCAUCCUGAUCAUAUUCAUCUUCACUGUAGUUUCUCUGGUGGUGCUGGCUUUCCUGUAUGAACUGCUGGACUGCUGCUGCUGUGUGAAAAACAAGACUGUGAAGGACUUGGAGAACGAGCCCAACCCCGUCAGAGCAAUGCUGAACAGCUUCAGGAAGCGGGACACAGAGGUGGUGUAGGAAGCACUGAGCACCUGCACUUGGGGAACUUGGUUUGACACCUGGAAUGAAGCCUCCUGUAGCUUACCAAUGAGCAAGUCAUGUGCUUUUUUCUUUUGGAUUUAAAUAUCCACUGUGGCAAUUUUAUCUCAGGAUGUGAGCUGGAAUAAUUGGCAAAGGCUUUCCAAGUGCUUAGCAGAAAGACAAUCUACUGCAGAGUUAUGGGAGGGAGAAAGAUUGUUGUUUAUAGAUGAACUUUUGCUGUUUAUAUUGAGUGACUAGCAUAGAAUUUUGUCUACCUGACCGAACAAAUGCUGCCUAACAUGCACACAACUCUGUUGCUUAGCUGAAGAAAACAUUUAUAAAAUGUCCAACAGUCUGAUCACAU